Messenger RNA from Drosophila rhopaloa, 4629 nucleotides. RefSeq names its product DNA-binding protein RFX2 (gene Rfx). The record is from RefSeq and is a predicted model, not a curated record. Gene Ontology annotation, biological process: regulation of transcription by RNA polymerase II. Gene Ontology annotation, molecular function: RNA polymerase II cis-regulatory region sequence-specific DNA binding; DNA-binding transcription factor activity, RNA polymerase II-specific. Lineage: Eukaryota; Metazoa; Arthropoda; Insecta; Diptera; Drosophilidae.
CAAAAUGCAAUAAAUCAAAUAUAAAUUACAAUUAAUGCCAUAAAAUGUGUUUAAUAAUAUAAAACGAAGUAUUAAAACUGAAAGUCUGAGCCAAAAUCUACUUGAAAGAAGCUCAUUAUUCACUAAAGAUGAAAUUCAAAGAAAUGAGUUUUCCUUUGAUUGAUUCACGCAUGUAUUUUUGUUCUCAACAAUUACAAUUUACCUAAUUUAAUUGGCCAGAGGCGGAGCCUUAGGCCAAAAUCCAAAAAUGGCAUUCGCUGGUGUGGGAUUAUCAUCUACCAGGAGCAACGUAAAUAAGCUAAAAAACUAAACCCAAACACACCGCCAUUGCCUUAACUCUUGGAAAAGAGUCCAAAGUAAGAAGAGGAUCGAGCAAAAACGAGCUUACUAGUCAACGAAUUUAGCAUCGAAGGUGCAGCCAUCAUCGCCCGGCAUAAUUACAUUUUGCGCUCAGGAAAGCAAACACCACAAACCAAUGACCACACGCCUUGCACCGCAGCGCCAGUUCAUCAUCUCGACGCGCUCCGCCAUCGUGGAUGCCACCUCUGUACCGGAGGAUUCAGCGGAGGAGCAGCAGUUGACCGUCGAGGUGGGUAGCGCCACCACCGGUCCCAUUGGCGCUAGCACCACCAACAGCACCACCUCGCCACCGCAUGCCGAGGAGUUUGAGUUCUGCACGGAGGAUGGAGUCGUUGUGUCCGCAACCCUGGAGGAUGUUAUGACACAGAACUGCCAGCUUUUGCAGAAGAAACUGACCGACGAAGACGACGAUUCCACGGGAGCGGGAACAACGGGAGCCGAGCAACUGGAGGUCAUCCGCGUCGUUCUGCCCAUGGAUGCCGACGACUCCAGCGGCGAUGCCCACUUGCAUGGACACGUGGUGAACAGCAGCAACGACACCAUCGACACCAUUGACACCAUCGGCACCAUUACCACCACGGAGCCCAACGGCACCACCGUGACCCACUCGAUACCCAUCCACAGCAUGGCCGACCUGGCCGCCAUCAAGGAUGGCGUGGAUCUGGCGCAGCAAGUGGCCAGUGGUCAGGUGACCGUGGUGCAGGCAGCCGAGGAUGACGAUGGAACUCCCUUCAUCACUGUGACUGUUUCGGGCCAGGAGCAGAACUACCAAGUGCAAUAUGUGGACUCGGAGCUGUACCACAGUAACUCCAGCCAGACGCAAAUGACCUACCCGUUCUGCCCGGUGGCGGACUACCAGGGCAAUGGCCAGACGGCGUACUACUCGACCACGGGUCAGUACGGAGCCACCUCGUCGGGCGGCGGUUCCUCGAACGGGGCCCACUCCACCACGCUGCCGUACCUGGUGCCCGUGGAGGAGGGCCUCCUCCUCAACGGCUCCGCACACUCGCUGUCGCAGUCACAGUCGCAGUCGCACGGACGCGAUUCGCCGCACAGCCUGACGGAGGUCGCGUACAUCCAGGAGGCGCAGAGCACGCCCCAGACGCCCACCUCGACGACCACGACCCACUCGGCCAGCGGCGGCAGCCUGGGAACGGGCGGCGGAGGCGUCCCGGAUUCCGACCAGAGUGCGCUCGGCAGCAGCAACAAGAUUGCCUCGGCAACGAUCAAGUGGCUGUCGCGCAACUACGAAACGGCGGACGGGGUGAGUCUGCCCAGGAGCACGCUGUACAACCAUUACAUGCAGCACUGCAGCGAGCACAAGCUGGAGCCCGUGAAUGCGGCCAGCUUCGGCAAGCUGAUACGCUCCGUGUUCUCCGGACUGCGCACACGUCGCCUGGGCACGCGCGGCAACUCCAAGUACCACUACUAUGGCAUCCGCAUCAAGCCCGGCUCGCUGCUGAACAGCCAGGCGAUGGACGACAAGCAGAUGCUCGCCGGCGGCUAUGGGGCAUCCUCGGACGGAUCCGGCGGCCCAGGCACCGGCGUCCUGGUCAGCGUGAGUAGCAGCACCGCCGGACAGAUGGGGGGCUCGAAUGGACUGGGCGGCGGACAGGGACAGCGGCAUAGCAGCGGCACCAAGAAGCACACCUUUAAGCCGGAGACCUACGAGGCGUGCAUUCAGUUUAUUGGAGAUGGUAGCACAGCUCUGCCAUCGUUUCCGGCCAUCGAGCUGAACCACAGUUUCAACAGCGAACUGACAUUGGAGGACGUGGACACAUUCCGGGCUCUGUACCGCGAGCACUGCGAGUCCUUCCUGGACGCCGUGCUCAACCUGGAGUUCAACACCGUGGAGUUCCUGCUGCGUGACUUCUGGCGGGCCAGCGACAACAAUAACCUGGACGAGUGCGAGGAGGAAAAGUACUUGAGCAAGACGAAGCUGUAUCUGUUGUGCCACUGCGCAGAAGUGCAGAAGUUCGUGCGAGAGGUUGACUAUCAAUUCUACCAAAACACCGUUGAUGUCAUUAUACCGGAUGUGCUACGCUCCAUACCGAAUGCCCUGACCCAGGCCAUCCGCAACUUUGCCAAGAGCCUGGAGAUCUGGCUGUGCGAGAGCAUGCUGGGCGUGCCGGAGCAGCUUGCCCAGAUCAAGACCAGUGCCGUCUCGGCCUUUUGCCAAACGCUGCGACGCUACACCUCGCUGAAUCACCUGGCCCAAGCUGCUCGAGCCGUGCUCCAGAAUGGCGCUCAGAUCUCCCAGAUGCUCAGCGAUCUAAAUCGCGUGGAUUUCCACAAUGUUCAGGAGCAAGCCGCCUGGGUGAGUCAGUGUGCCCCCGCCGUGGUUCAGCGUUUGGAGAACGACUUCAAGGCCGCGUUGCAGCAGCAGAGUUCCCUGGAGCAGUGGGCCAACUGGCUGCAACUGGUGGUGGAGUCGGCGAUGGAGGAAUAUAACGGAAAGCCAACAUAUGCUAGAGCCGCUCGCCAGUUCCUGCUUAAGUGGAGCUUCUACAGCUCGAUGAUCAUCCGGGACCUAACAUUGCGCUCCGCCUCCAGCUUCGGCAGCUUCCACCUGAUUCGCCUGCUCUUCGAUGAGUACAUGUUCUAUCUGGUGGAACACAAGAUAGCCGAGGCACAAGACAAAACAGCCAUUGCGGUUAUAUGUGAAAGGAUGAAAAAGGACAUGGACUUCGAGUUCGAGUGCCAGUUCGCCUACAUCACCAGCGACACGGAGCAGCAGACGACGCCCAGUUCGGCCAGUAGUGGAGGGGACGUGGGCAACGAGGCCAAGCGACUGAAGCAGGAAUGAGGCCCCGAGAUCUUGAUCCGGUAUCCAGUGGCUGGCAUUGAGCGGAGUAUUCGUAGUGUUUAUGUAACCAAUAAUCGUUGUCCCCAUCAGUGUGCACCCCCAGCCCCUGUCGUCACCAGUCAUUCAGCUCUGCAUUUAAUAGUCGAACCGUGUUGUAUAUCCGUAACCGUACCGUAUCCGUGUGCUAGUUUUUAGUCCUAAGUUCGCACACAUCCAGUGUAGUCAGUCAAAAUUAUAGAGGUUAGUUUUAGGCAGAUUCCGGACUCGUAUACAGUAAGAGCACUCUUGGGCAGACACAGAACUGAUGAGUUUGUUAAAAAGCAUGAUUAUUAUUUUAAUACUGUUCAAUUUUGUUAUUCAUUGAAUUUAGAACUACGUAGUUAAGCCCUUAAAAAAAUGUCUAAUAUUUAUUUAAUUUAAGAAAGUAAAAUGUCCUUUACAUUUUCUUUGAAUACCUUUGAUUUAUGAGAGAAGAAUCGAUAGAACCAAAAAAUGUGUGUCCAAAGAAGAAUAUGAACGCCCAAAGGGAGCUUUAACUGGAAUCUUUCGAGUAUUGGACUGCCCCCGCAUCGAAGUGAACAGCCGUCCAGAAAGCAAGCAAGUUGAAAGCCAGUUCGGCAAAAGCGUCUGGCCUUGUUUGCCCUGAUCUGUAUUCGUAGGUUACGUUUUAGUUUAAGUAUAUGUGCAUUAAUAAUUGUAAUCAACUGUCUACUAUAACGAUGGGUUCGGAGGUGGCAUCAGUUUUGUCUGGUUUCAACAAACGAUCUUGUAUAUCAUAGCGCACGGCGCACCACACACACAUAGUCUUAACACCCACACGCGCACUUACAGGAAUUAGUCGGGGGUUUAUAGAUUAUAGCGAAGGAACACAGCUCACAUCGAACAGCUUGCUCAAAUUGAAAUGGAACACCCAGCUCAAAACUAAAAACUCAAACCUAAGCUACGUAAACAACAGGCCUUAAAUGUGCAAAGAUCAACACUCAAUUUUGAAACAAUACAAUUUACCAUACCUAUAUAUAAAAUAUAUUUAAAGAUACAUAAAUGUAUAUGUAUAUUUUAACUACAAGGAAUCAUUUUAUUACGAAACAUGUAUUUUAACAGAGGCGCCUAUCAGAGUAUUUUAUGCCAUUUUGGGCAAGAGUACAAGCAGCAAGCAAGUUAGAUUUUUUAAGUCAACUAUCUAGCAUUAGCCAACUGAGAAGGGUAUGAUGUGCGGACCACCAAGUGCAUCGAUACCCAACUGUCUAGUCCUAAAGCACACAUCUGAAUUAUAAGCUCUGUCCGGCACAAGAAAGCGACUAUAAUAACCAGUAUUCCUUUUCAGGAAGCUGGUUCUGCUCAAAUUGCAAAAUGCUUAGUUAGCAUCUAAGUUCUAUUGGUUGUUGAAAAGUAAAAGUAAAUCAAAAACUGAAAUUUAAAAAUGUCAAAACUAUUUAUGUAUGUGAAAUAAAAACUGUCAACGA